Molecule: messenger RNA, 1680 nt
Organism: Perca flavescens (yellow perch)
Lineage: Eukaryota; Metazoa; Chordata; Actinopteri; Perciformes; Percidae
Gene: tyr
Product: tyrosinase
Exons: 5
Coding region: 1-1623 (540 amino acids)
Biological process (GO): melanin biosynthetic process; pigmentation
Molecular function (GO): tyrosinase activity
Source: RefSeq, a predicted model, not a curated record
AUGAGGAGCUUGUAUGUAUCCGUAGUUCUGCUGCAGCUCAUUGGGACUUGUUCAUGCCAAUUUCCUCGCCCAUGUGCCAAUUCAGAGGGACUACGGACCAAGGAGUGUUGCCCAGUGUGGGAUGGUGACGGCUCAGCCUGCGGUGCCCUGUCAGGCCGUGGUUUUUGCACUGAGGUGGAGGUCUCAGAAGAGCCCCAUGGGCCCCAGUACCCACACAGUGGGAUUGAUGACAGAGAGCGCUGGCCUUUAGCUUUCUUCAACAGGACGUGUCGUUGUGCUGGAAACUAUGGAGGUUUUAACUGUGGCGAAUGCAGGUUUGGUUACUGGGGUUCAAACUGUGCUGAGUACAGGGAGUCAGUGCGCAGGAACAUCCUGACCAUGUCACUUGCUGAGCAACAGAAGUUUAUCUCUUAUCUCAACCUGGCGAAGAACACCAUCAGUCGUGACUAUAUGAUCUCCACAGCAACAAGAGCAGAGAUGGGUGAAAAUGGUGAGAACCCCAUGUUCUCUGACAUCAACACCUAUGACCUGUUUGUCUGGAUGCACUACUAUGUGUCCCGGGACGCCUUCUUGGGUGGGCCAGGGAACGUUUGGACAGACAUCGACUUUGCCCACGAAUCUGCAGCAUUUCUGCCCUGGCACCGAGUCUUCCUGCUUCACUGGGAGAAUGAGAUAAGGAAGCUGACGGGAGAUUUUAACUUCACCAUCCCAUACUGGGACUGGAGGGAUGCCCAGUCCUGUGAGGUGUGCACCGAUGCUCUGAUGGGCGGACGCAGUCCCCUCAAUCCUAACCUCAUCAGCCCUGCUUCAGUCUUCUCCUCAUGGAAGGUGAUCUGUACCCAGCCAGAGGAGUACAACAGCCGAGAGGCAUUGUGUAACGGCACCGGAGAGGGACCACUGUUACGCAACCCCGGCAACCAUGAUCCCAACCGCACGCCGAGACUCCCCACAACAGCUGAUGUAGACUUCACUGUGGGCCUCCCCCAGUACGAGACGGGACCCAUGGACCGAUUCACCAAUAUGAGCUUUAGAAACGUCAUAGAGGGUUUCGCCAGUCCAACGUCAGGUAUGGCAGUGCCAGGCCAGAGCACAAUGCACAACGCCUUGCAUGUCUUCAUGAACGGAUCCAUGUCCUCAGUGCAGGGUUCAGCCAACGACCCCAUAUUCCUGCUGCACCACGCUUUCAUCGACAGCAUCUUUGAGCGCUGGCUCAGAACCCACCAGCCUCCACGGACCAACUACCCACGUGCCAAUGCCCCCAUUGGCCACAAUGACGGACACUACAUGGUGCCCUUCCUGCCUCUCUACAGAAACGGAGACUACUUCCUGACUGAUAAGGUUCUAGGAUUUGAGUAUGCCUACCUGUUGGACCCUGGCCAGAGGUUUGUUCAGGAGUUCCUGACGCCCUACCUCCAGCAGGCCCAGGAGAUCUGGCUGUGGCUCCUGGGAGCCGGGAUCCUCGGGGCGCUGAUCGCUGCAGUCGUCGCUGCGCUGCUUAUUGUUGGAAGAAGGAAGUGGAGACGUAACCAGAGGAGGAAGAGGGCGCUAAGCUAUGAAGAGAGACAGCCAUUACUGCACAGUAGCUCAGAGGAAGGUUCAUCUUCAUAUCAGACUACUAUGUAGCACACAGUGAUACUGAACAAACACACAAUAUGAAUGAACUAUUAGGGACACUCAGUA